AUGAAGGAUUAAUAAUUGAGAUGGUUCAAUAUUUCAUUUUAUGAAUUGUAAUUAAAUAAUAAAAUUUAUGGACUCACAACAUUGUAUUAUUUCAUUAUUUCAUGGCAGGAGAAAUAAAGGAUAUCAAAUUAACCCAGAAGGCAAUCAAUCAAUGAUAUUGAAUAAAGUAAAGAAUAGGAACUUGCAUUGAUUUUCAUUAAGCCAUUUAAUUUCUCAAUCUUUUAUAUAACAAAGUAAUAAAAAAAUUUGAUGAAGAGGAGUGAGAUGAGAAAUGAAGAAUAAGCGCUCUUAGAUUAUGAAAAAGCCAUUGAAUUACAUUCUAGAAAUCUUAAAUUUAUCAUAACAGCAGUUAUGAAUAAAUUAUAUAUAACAAAACUCAAUAUUAUUGAGAGGAUAUAAGAAUAUGCACUCAUAAUUAUAACCAGGUUAUUCAAUUAGAUACUAAUGAAUGUUAAAUUAUAUUUUAAUAGAUAUAAUAGAGAUAUUAUAUAUAAUUAGAAAGGAAAUAAUGAAUAGGUAUUCAUAGAUUAUAAUAAAGCCCUUUUAUUAGAUUUUAAAGAAGCGAAAAAAUUUAUUUAACGCAAUAGAAAUUUAUUUUGA
Molecule: messenger RNA, 600 nt
Organism: Paramecium primaurelia
Lineage: Eukaryota; Ciliophora; Oligohymenophorea; Peniculida; Parameciidae
Source: the annotation of a GenBank genome assembly